AUGAUACUUGAGGGUGCAAAGAGUUGCGAGGGAAGUGAUGAACUCUUACCAAGUUCAACCGCGCGAGAAAGGUUCAACUUAGAUAACUGCAAAACUAUAUUCUUUGCUGGACAUGAAAGUACUGCAAUUACAGCAUCAUGGUGCUUAACGUUGUUAGCUAUACACCAUGAUUGGCCAGAUCGUGUCAGCGAAGAGGUGCUUGAAGUUUGUGGAAAUGGUAAUCCAGAUGCAAAUAAACUUAGAAGCAUGAAAACGUUAACCAUGGUGAUUCAAGAGACUUUGAGGCUUUAUUUUACUGCAAUGUUUAUAGGCAGAAGAGCUUACCAAGAUAUUGACUUUACAUGUGAAAUUUCUCUAAACUUUACAUGUUCUCACCUAUAA
Lathyrus oleraceus (garden pea) is the source of this 381-nucleotide messenger RNA. RefSeq names its product cytochrome P450 714A2. The record is from RefSeq and is a predicted model, not a curated record. NCBI's taxonomy places the organism in Eukaryota, Viridiplantae, Streptophyta, Magnoliopsida, Fabales, Fabaceae. The transcript has 2 exons. The coding region runs from base 1 to 381 and encodes 126 amino acids. Gene Ontology annotation, molecular function: oxidoreductase activity, acting on paired donors, with incorporation or reduction of molecular oxygen; monooxygenase activity; iron ion binding.